Melampsora larici-populina 98AG31 is the source of this 1551-nucleotide messenger RNA. RefSeq lists its product as uncharacterized. The transcript has 4 exons. The record is from RefSeq and is a predicted model, not a curated record. Bases 1 to 1551 code for a protein of 516 amino acids. NCBI's taxonomy places the organism in Eukaryota, Fungi, Basidiomycota, Pucciniomycetes, Pucciniales, Melampsoraceae.
AUGAUUGCCGGAAACAGCUUGAUGCGUCUCCCGCAAGAACCACUUGUGGUCAACAAUCCCUUGAUGGGAUUCACUACAUUUUCCGCCAAGUUUUUCGAAUUUAGAACUUGGCUAGGAGUGACUACGGAACCUGUGCAGCUCAGCACCUCGAUCGACUCAAGCCUGGAUAGCUCGACAAAUUUAAGAUUCAUCAAACGAGAAGAUGAAACCGCGGAGCGGCCAAGCAGUGAUCAGCAAAAGCCGGAGAACCAGAAGAAGAAGGAAAAGACGAAAGUUGAAAAGGAUAUCAAGGGCAAGAAGAAAAUGGGUCAGUCCACCAAUCAUCCCAACGACAAAUCACUACAUGGGCCCAAACGGACAAUAGAUGAUAACAUGGCAUUUGACGGGUCACGACGCAAGAACAGGACGUCUGCUCAAGCGACUCAUAUGAUACACGCUCCCAAUCAAGCUGAUCAUACACACUCGAUCUCAACUCACGACUCACAAACCAAGCUGAAUUUAGGAAAUCUCACUAGACUUGAUUUGAAGAAGAGUAAAGACGGACGCCGGAAGAAGCCAUUUGGUUACGACCUGACCAAUUCCAAGAACAGGAAUCAAACCAUGAAUGGAUCAAAUCACAAGUCUUCCCGUCCUACGAGCCAGCCGGCGCACAUGACCCAGGCGUUGAGUGAAGACGGAAAUGCCAACCGGACAACUUCCCAAAACACCCACAAACCUGCGUCAAAGAACUCUGAACUCAAGACCAAGAAGAAGAAAACCGGACAAGGGGUAACGAAGAACCAGAACUCCACAUCAUCCGACCCCGGAAUCCACUCUUCAAGAAAUUCCAAACACACGGUGGAAACUUCGAACAAAGGCGCAAGUUCACGCAACAUGACGACCAACAGGACCGGCAAGGACAAAGGGUCAAAGAAAAAGAUGACCAUGAAGAAAGGUAAAGCUCACAACUUGACUGCUCCAUCUAACUCUUCAUCUAGAAUUGUUCCAGGUCCCAGCCCGCCGGUUAGGAACGAAACACAGGUCCCAACCCCUGUUUCUCAAGCACCUAUGGAGACUCCUUCGCCGUCGCCAACGACUUCCGAGGCCACUCCAACAGCAACUCCCGAAUCCGCUUCCAGAGCCGCUCCAGACGGAUCCGCUUCAGGAGCCACUCCCGGAAUCACUCCGGAUGCCAAUACCGGAGCCACUCCAGAUCAAAGUCCGCAAGAUGGACCAGCAAGAAACGACGGGACGCCGAUGACCAGCAAGAACGAUACGAUCGAUCAAGACACCCAAGCCGAGAAACCGAAAACUAGCGAGGCUUCGCCGGAUCCGAUGACAAGCUGGAUCAUCACGUUCAAAAUGAAUGCAACGGAGGGAGCGAUCAUCAAGUACAACUACUCGCCAGUUCUGAAAGGACUUGCUGCCUCGGUACCUGAUCGUAGCUUCACGGCACUCUCGAAAGACCCGAACAUUGAUUCAUUUGACCCAGAUACGGUCAUGAGCGCGCAACCGAACUUGGACGGGGGCCCAGUAAUGGGUGAUGCCGACGUGGUGUCUGAAGACGGUUAA